AUGCUUCGGUAAGUGAUGCGAACGCGUUUUCUUGACAUAUUGUUUUGUUUUUUGGGUGAUACGAAAUUUAAAAGUUUAACAAAUCCUGUCUGGAACAAACAAUUUCGGAACCUAUAAAAGUCCAGGAUGUAAAAUACGUGUAUUGAAAAAGUUCUUUAUUUCAGGCUGCCCAAGAUAUCCUCCAUAUUUUCGUCUGUUGCAAGUCUUCGUCAACUCGGCACUUCAAGUUCCCUGCGUCGUCGAGUUCUCAUCCCCGAAAUCCCAUUGAAGAGAAUGCCGGGGAGAUUUGUGAGCGCUGAAAUCGCCGAACCCUCCAAUUUCGAGUUGAUGAAAGCCUACAGUGAGAAGAACAUGUCCCAUGAAGAGUCUUUGGGAGUCGCUUUGGGUAGGAUAUCUUAGAAUAGGUGGAAAACCAAUCGUUGACCGAUGCAAGAGGAAGUAAUUGAAGAGCGCAAAAAACGCGUCUAUAAAUGACAUUUUAUGUGGCCACUUUCAAUUUUUGUGGAAAAUUAAAAAUGGGAACUUCGAUGCUAAAUUAACCUCUCCAGCGUCUCAAUGAUAGCAACUACAAUUAUAUAGUAGAGAAGGAAAAAUACAACAAACAGGUGUGGAAAACAAAUGCGGCAGCUUUCGCUGCCUGGCCAAAACCAUUUAGAUUUGGCCAGUCAUCUUUUAGAUGAGACCAAUUAUCAUUUAGACUGGUUUGCCAAAAGAAUAGAAGGAAAAGUCAUCAAACCGUUCGUCGCUUUUCGUUUGGGGAAACUUCACUUCUCUGACUGUCUGCAGUCUCCUCAAACCUGUGAUCUUAUAUCAGUUUGUCGCCAUAAAAUAUUUCAAAAUAGCUUUUCACGUCAGCGACACGAUCGGCGCAGCGAUAAAGGGCUCAUUAUUUUCCCAACAGACUGAUAAAAAAGUUUUCAGGCUGUGACCCAAAAGAUUACUGCGAAUAUGUCAUGAUUCCCGCUUUAAAGAGAGCUCUUCGUUUCCCGUACACGGUGAUGAUUAUGAACGGAGAGAAGAUUGCUGGAUUUGCGCUGACUUCCAUCGAAGUUUUCGAUGAGAAUCGAGCUGUUCCACCUCUUGGAUUGAAGGAUCAGGGAGAAUGUAGGACAACUUUAACUAAGCCACAAGUCUUUUCAGAUGUCGACAACAUCACGAGUCAUCUAAACAUUCCAAUGAAGAAUAUCAGAGAUUGGACUGGACUCAUUCAAUAUACCACUGAUGUGGUUCCUCAUUUUCUGCCCAAAGCUUCUAAACAUAUUGUUGCACACGACGAGCUGUUGUCUGUCAGCGAGGAGUACAGAGGGUAAGAAAUGAACCCUCUAGACUGGCUAGUACGGAUAGCAUAGCUGGCAUUAGAUACUGGAACAACAACUGAUAUUUUUUUAGCAACGGCCUCGCCACGAUUCUGAUGGAAGAAGGUGUAAAAGUCCUUGCCGAAGAUGGAAUCUGCGACUACUACUUUGGAAAUCCAACUGCUUUCGGCACAUCCAAAGCUGGCGACAACGUAGGGUCAUCGGAAUUGUUCCGAUUGCCCUUUAAGGACAUCAAAUUGCAUGGUGAAUAUUUGGUAAAAGAAGAGAAAAGUCAGACGGGAUUGGGUGCAAUUACAGUUCGGGUAAUUCCCAUUCCGGAGGGAUUGAGAGCUAUUGAAAGUCGCACAGGAAUGUAA
Bursaphelenchus xylophilus (pine wood nematode) is the source of this 1672-nucleotide messenger RNA. The record is from the annotation of a GenBank genome assembly. Lineage: Eukaryota; Metazoa; Nematoda; Chromadorea; Rhabditida; Aphelenchoididae.